Messenger RNA from Protopolystoma xenopodis, 303 nucleotides. NCBI's taxonomy places the organism in Eukaryota, Metazoa, Platyhelminthes, Monogenea, Polystomatidea, Polystomatidae. The record is from the annotation of a GenBank genome assembly.
AUGCCUUUCUCCUUUACGUUGACUCUCAUUUCUCGUUACCACUCGUUUGCAGGCACUCACGUGAUGGAGGGCAGUGGCAAGAUGGUGGUCACGGCGGUUGGUGUCAAUUCGCAGGCCGGCAUUAUAUUCACCCUGCUGGGGGCGACUGAGGGAGAAGACAUGCAAAGUAGUGCCGGACAAGCUGGGACUGCAGUCCAGAAGAAGAUAAAGAGCAAGAGCAAAAAGAGACUCACACUCAAUCAGGACAAGGUCAUCCUAAACGAGGACUUUGGGCCUCCAGGUGAGUUGGUUGGAGCGGCAUAA